UUCAUUUCCGUUUACAUCCAAAGGUCCAAACUUUCACGCUUAUAUAAACAUCAGGAGCUCGAUAUCAUCGUUGUUGAAUCUCUUGCCAUUUCCGAUUGUCAAAUUCGAUAUCUUUCUCAAGCAUUCGAUCAUGACAAAGAUUAGGGUUUCUUUCAUCCUCGCUCUAAUUCUUCUUCUCUCCUCUUCUUUCUUCAUUCAAGUUGCUAGGUCACAGUCUGAUUCAGACUCCGACUCCGAUUCCAAUGCUGAUCUUGUUGCCGAAACUGUUGCGGAAGGAGCAGUUAGUGAUGAAACCCAGGACUUUGGUGUUGGGAAUUUUAGUCCAUCACCUGAUGUUGAAACAGUCUGUGUUUUCCCUAAAAACUCUGCCAAAUUGGUAGUAGCAGGGCAAGAAACCGAACUUUUGAUUGGAAUGAAAAACGAGGGGGAACAAAAUGUCAAGGUCCUUGCAGUUUAUUCUAGUGUCCAUCUUCCUUUUGAUCAUAAAAUGUUGGUCCAAAAUCUUACUACACAGACUUUCAACAAUGCAUCUGUUCCUUCUUCAGUUCAAGCUACCUUUCCCUAUAUGUUUGCAGUCAGCAAGUUCUUACAGCCUGGAACAUUUGAUCUUGUUGGGACAAUAGUGUAUGAGAUAGGUGAAGUCCCAUACCAGAAUACAUUCUAUAAUGGCACCAUUGAAGUAACUGAAGCUGGAGGCCUUGUUAGUGUUGAGACAGUGUUUCUAGUUUCUCUUGGAUUUGCUCUUCUUGUCCUCCUUGGCUUAUGGGUUCGUGGUCAGCUACAAAAUCUUUCCAAGAAAACUAAGAGGGUGAAGGUGGAAGUUGGAACAAAGACUGUUGAUGCAUCCAUGGAUGAGUGGCUGCAGGGAACUGCUUAUACUCAGUCACAGUCUUUCAAAUUGAAAAAGAAGAAGUAGAGAGGAGAGGGGUAUUACGGGAAUAGAAAGAAUUUUGUAAUUCGUGUUGAGCAAAUGUUAAUGUACUCUUUUGUAGAAUGAGCACGGAGUCUCGUUUUCUUGGAGUUUUAGCUAGCAAUACCUGACAUUUGUUAAUUUUUAGAAUAUUUUAUAUAAUUGCAGUUUUACUUUUGCCAAA
Molecule: messenger RNA, 1094 nt
Organism: Lactuca sativa (garden lettuce)
Lineage: Eukaryota; Viridiplantae; Streptophyta; Magnoliopsida; Asterales; Asteraceae
Product: translocon-associated protein subunit alpha
Cellular component (GO): endoplasmic reticulum membrane; endoplasmic reticulum
Source: RefSeq, a predicted model, not a curated record